Molecule: messenger RNA, 978 nt
Organism: Phaeoacremonium minimum UCRPA7
Lineage: Eukaryota; Fungi; Ascomycota; Sordariomycetes; Togniniales; Togniniaceae
Product: putative phytanoyl- dioxygenase family protein
Exons: 5
Coding region: 1-978 (325 amino acids)
Source: RefSeq, a predicted model, not a curated record
AUGGCCGUGACAGCUCCAUCCGACGCACCCAAGGUUAUCACCUUGACCAAUGAAGAGCGAGACAGCGGUGUUAUGAGCGACAAGAAGCUCUAUGACGCCAUUGAUGCUUUCUACACAGAUGGUCUGGUUGUUGUUGAGAAUGCCAUCGAUGUCGCACUCAUUGAUAAGCUCAACAAGAGGAUGCUUGAGGACACCGACAAGUUGUUGAGUGGAAAAGGCCAAGUACACUUCAAUCAUUUGAACCAGAACGCUGCCACCAAGGGAGCUGCGGCUGGCGGAAACCUGUCACAAGUCCCACCUCUGGAGAAGGAGUGGCUUUUCCCUGAGGUAUACGCGAACAAGCAUGGUGCCCGUAUUGUCUCCAACAUUCUAGGGCCUCGCCCCGAAGUCCACUUCAUCCGCUCAAAUACCCUGCUUGCCACUGAUGAACGCCAAAUGGUCCAUUCUGAUAUUCGUUUUGAGCACCCUGAACAUCCUUUUGCUAUCGCAUUUAACACUUGUCUCGUCGAUGUUGGACCCGAGAACGGCUCAACUGAGCUAUGGCUGGGAACCCAGAACACCAACAUUAACGACCACCGGGAGAUUGGAGAGCCCAUGAUUGCAGAAGAUAAACUCGAGGCCAGGAGGAAAGUCAGAGGUCCUAUAUAUCCGAGGCUUAAGAAAGGGAGCAUUGUCCUCAGGGACUUGAGAUUAUGGCAUGCCGGUAUGCCGAAUCCCACACAAGAAACUCGAAUCAUGCUUGCCAUCGUUUACUAUGCAGCUUGGUACAAGAACAAGGUGGUAACCCCUAUGCCCGAGUCUCUCCGCCCCACGGUUGAGGCUUUAGAAGAGUAUGGUCAGACUAAGAUCGCUGUCGACUGGGUGCCUGACGAAGGCUACAAUUAUCUCAACAUCAAGUUCAGCAACAACUUCAGCUCUAGUCUCACACCAUGGGUAUGGGAGAGAAUUCAACAUGUACCAACGGUCAAGGGCUAUUAG